Molecule: messenger RNA, 4221 nt
Organism: Miniopterus natalensis
Lineage: Eukaryota; Metazoa; Chordata; Mammalia; Chiroptera; Miniopteridae
Source: RefSeq, a predicted model, not a curated record
AGUCGACUGCAGUCCUCUCCGCGGCGAAGCUCCCAGUCUCGGCCCUGCUGCUCGGAAGUUUAGAGAUGAGCUGUCGUACCUGAAGCCCGUGGGCCCAGGAGACGCGUUUGGUCGGACCCAGCGCUGGGAAGGCCCCUCCAGGAGGCACCUGUUUCCUGCCCUGCGACCAGGAGCCCCGCCGGGGAACUUCGCGGAGAAUGAACAGGGGGAUGCUGCCCGGGGAGCGCCUCGCCUGAGACCCCAGCAUGCGGGCCUCCCUGCAAGGGCCGGGCAGCUGGACCAGGUGAAAGCGGACUAUGCCCAGCUUCGUCACGCGCUCACCCUCGUGACCAGAGAACGCGAUUUGGCCCUGAGGCAGAAGCGCCAGCUGCAAGCCAAGCUGGAGAACUUAGAACAGGUCCUAAAGCACAUGCGCGAGGCUGCUGAGAGGCGGCAGCAGUUGGAGUUGGAGCAUGAGCAGGCCCUGGCUGUUCUCAACGCCAAGCAGCAGGAGAUCGACCUUCUGCAGAAGGCUCAGGUUGAAGCUAAGAAGGAGCAUGAAGGUGCCGUGCAGCUGCUAGAGUGCAAGGUGCGGGAGCUGGAGGAUAAGUGCCGGGCGCAGAGUGAGCAGUUCAGCCUGCUGUCUCGGGACCUCGAGAAGUUUCGGCAGCACGCGGGCAAGAUUGACCUGCUGGGCAGCACCUCCGUGGCCUCCUUGGACAUCCCCUUGUCCCCCAGCAAGCCUUUCCCGCAGUUCAUGAACGGACUGGCCCCCUCCAUCGGGUCAGGUCAGGACAGCUCCUUUGGAAACCACACUGCGAUUGGUGACUACAUCCGGCCCCUCUCACUCCCCGGUGACAAGCCGGAGCCUCUGGCCAUCAAGCCCACCUUUCUGUCCAGAUCUGGAGGCCCAAGAUGCAGAUUUGAGUCAGACAUGGACAAUGAACAGAAUGCCAACCCCCCCAAGCAGAGAUACUCGGGGAAGGUGCACCUGUGUGUUGCCCGCUACAGCUAUAACCCCUUCGAUGGCCCAAAUGAGAACCCCGAAGCUGAGCUGCCGCUCACGGCGGGGAGAUACCUCUAUGUCCACGGGGACAUGGACGAAGACGGCUUCUAUGAAGCAGGCGAACUCCUGGAUGGGCAGCGGGGUCUGGUGCCCUCCAACUUCGUGGACUUUGUCCAGGACAGCGAGGCCCGGUUAAGCGCACUGGGGACGGAACAAGGCCAGAAUUUUAUCAACCACUCCGGCCUCGGCCUGGAUGGGGAGAACAUUCUCGACUUGCACUCCCCCACGCGCCUGGACUCGGGCAUCACCGACAACGGUGUGGGGACGCUGGAUGUGAGUAUCGACGACAUCGGAGAAGACAUCGUGCCUUACCCGAGGAAAAUCACCCUCAUCAAGCAACUCGCCAAAAGUGUCAUUGUGGGCUGGGAGCCCCCGGCUGUGCCGCCGGGGUGGGGGACCCUGGGCGGCUACACUGUGCUGGUGGACCAGGAGCCGCGCCUCAGCCUCCCGCUGGCGGGCAGAACUAAGGCCCUGAUCGAGAAGCUGAAUGUGGCGGCCUGCACUCACCGCGUGUCCGUGCAGUGUGUGACCAGCCGGGGCAGCUCCGACCAGCUGCGGUGCACGCUGCUCGUGGGCAAGGAGGUGGUGGUGGCCCCCUCCCACCUGAGGGUGGACAACAUCACCCAGAUCUCCGCCCAGCUCUCCUGGCUGCCCACCAACAGCAACUACAGCCAUGUGAUCUUCCUCGACGAGCAGGAGCUGGACGUGGUCAAGGCCGCCAGGUACAAGUACCAGUUCUUUAACCUCAGGCCCAACACGGCCUACAAGGUCAAGGUCCUGGCCAGGCCCCACCAGAUGCCGUGGCAGCUGCCCCUGGAGCAGCGGGAAAGGAAGGAGGCCUUCGCGGAGUUCUCCACGCUGCCCGCAGGUCCCCCGGCUGCCCCCCAAGAUGUCACUGUCCAAGCUGGGGCCACCCCAGCAACCAUCUAUGUCUCCUGGAAGCCACCUGCCCUGACCACCACCGGGCUCUCCAACGGGGCCAACGUUACGGGCUACGGCGUGUAUGCAAAAGGGCAGAGGGUGGCUGAGGUCAUCGCCCCCAUGGCAGAUGGCACAGCCGUGGAGCUGCUGAGGCUGCGGAGCCUGGAAGCCAAGGGCGUGACCGUGCGGACCCUCUCUGCGCAGGGCGAGUCUGUGGACUCUGCCAUCGCUGCCAUCCCCCCCGAUCUCCUGGUGCCUCCAGCCCCCCCGAGAACUCCCACACCGAAGCCAUUAGCAAGUGCCGGAGUCCCCGAUACCAAAGAUGACCGCCCUGGUCCCCACGUCAGAGUGGACGAGGCCUGGGAGCAGGGCCGAGUGCCUUCCCACGGGCACAUGCUGGAGCUGCCCGGCCUUCCUGGGAGGCGGUCACCCUCGCCCAGUCGGAUCCUCCCGCAGCCACAGGGGGCCCCUGUGUCCACCUCUGUCGCCAAGGCCAUGGCCCGGGAGGCUGCACAGAGAGUGGCUGAGAGCAGCAGGUUAGAGAAAAGGAGCGUGUUCCUGGACAGGAGCAGGCAAUACGCCAACUCGGAUGAGGAGGACGGCUACGAGUCCCCGGACGUCAAGAGGAGGGGCGCCUCGGUGGACGACUUUCUGAAAGGCUCCGAGCUUGGCAAGCCGCCACACUGUUGCCACGGAGACGAGUACCACACGGAGAGCAGCCGCGGCUCCGACCUCUCCGACAUCAUGGAGGAAGACGAGGAGGAGCUGUGCUCGGAGAUGCAGCUGGAGGGCGGGGGCCGCCGGCGGCCCAGCGGCACGACCCACGGCGCCCUCAAGAUUUUAGGAAACCCAGCGUCUGCAGGAGCAGGACGGGCCGAUCGUGGGGAUCGCGUGGGCCGGAGGUUUCCCCAGGGCGGCACUGGCCCUCAUCGGACCCGGCCGGGGGUGGUCCCGUCCAUCGAGGACCGCGCCGGCGGCGACCGGCUCUCCCCCGACUUCUACGAGGAGUCCGAGACCGACCCCGGCGCCGAGGAGCUCCCCGCGCGCAUCUUCGUCGCCCUGUUCGACUACGACCCGCUCAGCAUGUCCCCGAACCCCGACGCCGCGGAGGAGGAGCUGCCCUUCAAGGAGGGGCAGGUCAUCAAGGUUUACGGGGACAAGGACGCCGACGGCUUCUACCGCGGGGAGACGUGCGCGCGGCUCGGCCUCAUUCCCUGCAACAUGGUCUCCGAGAUCCACGCGGACGACGAGGAGCUGAUGGGCCAGCUGCUCCGACAGGGCUUCCUGCCGCUCAGCACGCCCGUGGAGAAAGUAGUAGAGAGGAGCAGAAGAGGGGGCCGGCAGCACGCGGUGUCCACGCGCAGGAUGGUGGCCUUGUACGACUACGACCCGAGGGAGAGCUCGCCCAACAUCGACGUGGAGGCUGAGCUCACCUUUUGCACGGGAGACAUCAUCUCUGUCUUCGGUGAAAUCGACGAGGACGGGUUUUACUAUGGGGAGCUCAAUGGGCAGAAAGGCCUCGUGCCUUCGAACUUCCUGGAAGAAGUGCCUGAUGAUGUGGAAGUCUAUCUGUCUGAUGCCCCGUCCCACCCUGUACAUGACACGCCGGCCCGCGCCAAGGCCAAACGGGUUCCUCCUGAGGGGUCAGGUACAGCAAGGAGAGCGCCAUCCCCCACAGCCCAUCUCCAUUCGGGGUCACCUGCGUCAUCUGUGGGUACUGGUAGUCCUGGGAGAGGCAGGGAAAUGUCCUCGAGAAAGAAAAAGGGGCUGCUUUUCAAAGGCAAGAGGCUGCUGAAAAAGCUGGGCGCCGUGAAGUGAGUCAGGAGCUGCGGACCACCUCCGACCUGCGAGUCUCACUCCAAACCAGGGCUCCCAUGACUCCAGCGCUCCCCAAACCCCGGCCCCACAGCAGAGACAGCUCUGCUCCUCCACCCACCAGAGCACCUGAGAGGGCCUGGCUGGCGCCUCCCUUGGCUCUGGCUCGGCCUAGGUGGCUCUCACUGCCUCAGGCCAGACGGGAGGCCCCACCCGACGGGCCAGGCCUGGCAGAUCCAGCCCACCCGGGACCCGUCUUUGUGCACUUGUCACCCGCCCCUAAAGGAGCAGUCCCCACCCUCCUCGCUCUUCAAAUGCUUGCCUCAUUCUGCGUAACUCAAUUUAACUCUGGUCUGAACUCCUAGCUGAACCGCCCUGAUGUUCUGCCUUAUUACCGCACAGUGGUUUGUACUGUCUAAUAAACUUCCUGUCCAUGCGUC